AUGAAUUCUAUGAUGAGUACUACACCGUUAAAAAUUCCGGUCACUGAAUGGGCUAUGUGGGCAAAUGAACAUGUUCUUCUAACUGGUUAUGUGCUAGGUUUAUUCAGCAUAUUAGAAAUAUCAUUUCAAUUUUCACUAUGGCCUAUCGGAAUCUAUUCUCUGAUAUUAUCUAUAGCAUUAAUUGUAUUUGAGUAUCCACGUAGUCGAAAAUUUGUGGGAAAAGCAAGACCACGAAGGUGGCAACAGUUUCCCACAGCUAUACUAAAACGUCUAGGUCCAUUUUCACGCAAUUAUUUUUUUCGUUUUGUUGCGUAUGUUUUGUUAAGUAUACCGUGUUUUCUUCUUAUUUCCACGUUCGUACCUGCGACCAGUUUGGUCUUUGGUGCGUUCAUUUACGGUGUUGCAGCUUUAUAUCAUGAAAGAUGGAAACCAGUAGAAAUUGUUGACGUUAAUGACCAACAAAACCUUAUACAAGGUGUACAAAGUCCUACGAGACCACCACCACGCGAACCGAUCUAUAAUCAAAUUUAA
Didymodactylos carnosus is the source of this 531-nucleotide messenger RNA. The record is from the annotation of a GenBank genome assembly. NCBI's taxonomy places the organism in Eukaryota, Metazoa, Rotifera, Eurotatoria, Philodinida, Philodinidae.